Molecule: messenger RNA, 851 nt
Organism: Equus quagga
Lineage: Eukaryota; Metazoa; Chordata; Mammalia; Perissodactyla; Equidae
Product: sp110 nuclear body protein-like
Exons: 2
Source: RefSeq, a predicted model, not a curated record
GUCCUGAGGACUCAGCCGUGAGCAAAACAGACCAAAACUCCUGCCCUCGAUACGCCUGUAAUUAAUGAACAAAACGAGGAGCUGAAGGGGAAAGAGAGGAACAGGAAGGAAGAUUGCGAGUCUGGGGAGAAAGAAAGAUACACACAAGAAAAGAGAGCAGUAGUUAUAGAGAAAUAGCAAGGUAUAUGUGAGGUACGGAAUACAAAGAUUUCCUGAAAGGGUAGGGACUGGGAGCAUGAGAAAGAAAUCACUAACAGGGGGAGAUGGGGUUCACUGGGAACCCAAUUAAAACUAUUCACAAAUCACUCUUUGGCCCAGGGACAUCCUCAGCUGUACACGAAAUCCAACAGAAGCUCCAAGUCAUGGAUCAGGCAACUCAAAGGAUGGAUGACUCAACCGGGAACUCAGAGGUCAUGGCAAGGGUCCAAAAAGCGAGGACUGGAUGUGUCCAAAUGUCUGCAUCAGAGGAUGAGGCUGAAAAGUUGAGAGAAAAAUGUAGCCAGUCAAGUCCACAAAAAGGGCUGUCAAGAGGUAAGCACAAAGCACGAGGUCCUUACUGCCUCGGUGCUCAUCUGGGUCAUCUCGUGGCAGACCAGUGUGGCCUCCUCUCCAGCCACACGGCCACCCGGGUAUCAGUGGAGCACGGCAGCCCCACCCCUGUCCCCAAGCCACCCAGUCAAAGGACUCCUGUUCACGAAAGAAGGACGACCCAGAUGCCAUGCUGGUUCAAACAAGCAUCUUUUCUCUUAUCACUGGGAAGGAAUGGAGGUGGGGGUGGACAGAAGGCACCAGUCCACUUUCAGAUUAGGACUGUGUCCAGUCCAGGAUCAGAGCCAGGAGGAACAGACAAG